Messenger RNA from Ruditapes philippinarum (Manila clam), 2353 nucleotides. Its product is annotated as germinal-center associated nuclear protein-like. Lineage: Eukaryota; Metazoa; Mollusca; Bivalvia; Venerida; Veneridae. The transcript has 11 exons. The annotation marks the transcript as partial. The record is from RefSeq and is a predicted model, not a curated record.
GUUUUGAACCUGUGGGUGGUAGCCAGACAAGUAGGGAACCUAAACCAUCCAGCAGUUCGGAAUCUGCUAGCACCAAACAGCAUGCGGAGGUAAAAGUUGAACCAGUUCAGCAACAACAAGUGCCAGAUAGUGGUCCACCUGUAGAACCUGAUAAACCUUUGUUGAAGAAAGUAUCCGUUGAGUUAAUCAAGGACUCAGCUAAAGUGUUAUUCUGGGAGGUGAUAGAUGAACUAUGUACUGGUAUCGGACGGGAAGUGAAACUAGAGGUAGACACCAAACUACAGUUCUCCGUAGAUUGUCUAGAAUCAAUAGUUGGAACUACACUAAAGGAAGAUAUGAGGACAAUAUGUGAGGAAACAUUUGACGAGGCUCAGGAAGCUAAACGUAAAGCGUUACAGUUAGAGAAGGAGUUAAGACAAGAUAGAGUGGCGGAACAGAUCACUGAUGACAUGGUUAGUGAUCUCGUACAUCAAGAGGCAUUAAACCUGGCUACCAUUGAAAUGAGAGAGGUGAAAGCCGAGUUAAAGAGACAGUGUAUAGAGAGAGUUACUGUAGAUGUCAAUAAAGAUCUUGUUGAUGAAGUAAUGAAGGAAAUGGUUAUUGAUGUAUCAGAGGAAGUGUAUGAUAUAGAUGUUAUACAAAGACUUAAACAGCUUGAUGACUUUGAGAAGUUAGUCAAACUGAGCAGGGCUGGCAGAUUUUGGCAUAAAUGGAAGAAAGAAUAUAAGGCAGUGACUAAGUUAAAGCGUGCGAUGGAGGAAUUCCCGUGCGCACCAAACAUGCAAAGUAAUCAGGAACAGCUGAAACAACUGCUCUGUGUUGAUGAUGAGAGAAUUAUUGAUAAGAAAUUCUAUGUGAAUAAGAGAGCUAAGCUAACAAUAGAGACACCGUUAGAGAUAGAGAAACGGAGGAAGGAAACAGAGACACGGGCUCUCGUGCAUCGUUUAUACAGAAAUCUUCUUCAUCAGACUGCAUGGUCGCCGCUUGAUCUCAGUCGUAUUAUUGGCCAAGAAUUGAGAAGAAAGUACAAACCUGGUCAACAGUCAAACACGUUGAAAACAAGCAAAUUAUUUUGGAAGUUGUUGUUGUGUUUACCCGAUGUUGAUGACAGUAGAGCCAGCAGCCAAUCAGAGGCAGCCACAUAUAAUCUGUGUAAAUGGCUGAAAGUGAGGCUCUCUAAAGGUCCUGUACCAACUUCUCAACGUGAUGUUAAGGGAGAAGUUUUGAGUUUAUACAAGUGUCAUAUGUCACAGAGCUCCAGCUAUAAACCAAUGAGUGUGAAUGUAUGUGUGAGGACAGUAGAAGGUCAGUUAGAAGAUGAUGAUAUAGCUAUAAUAGAGGAGAAUACACUCUUCCUGGGAACCAGUGCACUAUUGUUUCUACUACCUGCUGGUGCCCCUUUCAACAAGUCAGAUUCUGUAAGGUACGAUACAUAUUGGACAGCGCAACACUUCAGAUUAAAGGCAAUCCUUGAUGUGAAACCUAGAUAUCAGGCAUUCCCAUUGGUUGUUGUGCUUCCAGUGUCAGCCAAUCAGAUCGUGUCUCUUAUACAGAUAGUUGAAUAUUUAUCAUUAGAGGAGUUUCUGGAUGAGGAAUUAUUGAGUGAUGUAGAACUGGUAACAUAUCAGCUCAACGAGAAUAGACCAGAUGCCAUAGAUCUCACUGAUCCUAAAAUAAGUGAAGAGUUAUGUGAAGGUAUACAGUGGUUGGCAAGGAAAACUAGGCCGGCCCCCAGCCUUACCGUACAAUAUUUCAAGGACGUUGUUGACUUGACCCUACAUAAACAUUACUAUACACCAGUACAACAUAACUUGAAGAAGAGGAAAGAUUUAAACAGACUUGAUAAGGAUGCGAACAGUUUACUGUUGUUAUAUAACACAGUUAUCUCCCAUCUCGUCGAAGUUCUAACAUCUGACACAUUAUACAAGGUGUCCUGGCCAGUCGCUGAGUUUACCAGUAAUCUUACUACAGAUUUGCCUCCAAAUCACUGGAACAAGGGAGAUCACCUGGAAUAUUUGUUCAACAUAGUUGACUCCCUUAGAUUACCAAAACUUGAGUUUGAAAACCCAGAUAAUGAUGAAUGGUUUGAAAUAAAGAGAGAUCUGUGGAAAUUUGUGUCAUCAUUUGCUGGUAGAGAUUAUAGUGGAGCCAGAAUUAAAUUGUUUUCCAGAUUGAAGAAUUUGAUACAUAAAUUAGAAGUUGACUUUGGCGGAGGCGUGUUAUUUCCAGUUUGGAGAGUCUGAUUGUCAGCCGACAUUCUACAAUGUUCCAUGGAGUACAGUUAUCUCCCUUUGUAUAGAUUAUAAACUAGACAGUGUAGAUCUGAUCGAUCCAGAUUCACAAAAUCCACAGG